AUGGAAGAAUUUGAGAAGAAGGUCUCACUAAGAGACCCAAUGGAAGAAGACGAAGAAGAAAGGGAGAAGGCAGGAAAGUGCUCGUCGAAAACCGUCGAUUUACUGCGCGAGUUCCUCGGAAUUCAGCAGCGGAGGGCGGAAGCAUACGCGAAGUUGAAAAGAGGGUUUGGGGAGUAUAUGGUGUGUUCAGGGGCACAUGGGGAGUUGGCCUACCAACAAGUUUGCAGUGAGGUGACGCUGGAAUUCAACGAGUGCUCAAAGCAUGUGCUUCGUAUUGAAUCGCUCUUUCUCAACGAUCCCGAUUAUGGCCGAGUUGAUUUGGCCCAUCUCCUCAGAGCUGUCCAAACCCAGGAGAAGCAGAAAUUGAAUUUGACAGCUACAAUUCAGGUGCUGAAGAAGGCUGGUAGACCCUCGGAGCGUCUGGUGAGUCAUGAAAACUGCAGAUUUAAGAAACCAAUGGAGCAUGAGUGUGUGCAUCUCCAUGAGAUAACAGAAGCUGCUGGAACUGAAGAGGCAGAAGCAGAUGCCCAGUAUGAUAAUGAUCUCAAGGAAGCCAUUAGAGGGGUGCAGGAUGCUGUGACCGCUAUAAAUGAGCAUUUGGAAGAAGUCAGAUAUGAAAUUGCUGCCCUUGAAGCUGAGUAA
Molecule: messenger RNA, 642 nt
Organism: Prunus armeniaca (apricot)
Lineage: Eukaryota; Viridiplantae; Streptophyta; Magnoliopsida; Rosales; Rosaceae
Source: the annotation of a GenBank genome assembly